ACAGUAGAUAACCUGAGACUUUGACCUGCAGUCAGGAGUUAGCUGAGCUCUGACAGAGAAAGUAUUCCAGCAGAAGGAAGGAAAGAAAUGGAGAAAGAAGACCAGCACUGGCUGCAGAAUCACACAGAGGUACCCAGCUCCAAAACCCAAUCCCAGGACACACCAUGAGCUGUACCUACGGGACUCUCUCCACAGGGCAGAAGAUGCCACUGGUGGGCCUGGGCACCUGGAAAAGUACACCUGGGGAGGUCAAACAGGCUGUGCUGAGCGCCCUGGACUCUGGAUACAGACACAUUGACUGUGCUGCUGCCUAUGGCAACGAACAGGAAGUAGGGGAAGCCUUGAGGGAGAGAGUGGGGCCUGGCAAGCCUAUCAAACGUGAGCAUGUGUUUGUUACAUCGAAGCUGUGGAACACCAAGCACCACCCGGACGAUGUGGAGCCAGCCUGCAGGAAGUCCCUGGCUGACCUCGGCCUCCCAUUCCUGGACCUGUACCUCAUGCACUGGCCCAUGGCCUUCGAACAGGGAGAGGUGACAAUGCCCAGGAAUGCAGACGGAACGCUCCGCUAUGCUGACACCGACUACAGGGACACUUGGAGGGCCAUGGAGAAGCUGAUGGACCAGGGUCUAGUCAGGGCCAUUGGCCUGUCCAACUUCAAUGCCAGGCAAACCAACGAUAUCCUGGGCAUCUCCAAACACAAGCCUGUAGUGAACCAGGUUGAGUGCCACCCCCACCUGACCCAGAAGGUGCUCCUCACUCACUGCAGAGCUCGGGGCAUCAUGCUGACAGCCUAUAGCCCCCUGGGGUCUCCCGACCGGCCGUGGGCAUCCCCUGAAGAGCCCCGUCUCCUGGAUGACCCCCAGAUAGUGGCUCUUGCUCGCCGAUACGGGAAGACCCCUGCACAGGUCAUCAUAAGGUGGCAGGUGCAGAGAGGGGUGGUGUGUAUCCCCAAGAGUACGACCCCCUCCAGAAUCAAGGAAAACAUCCAGGUAUUUGAUUUUACUUUGUCUGAAGAGGACGUGAAGCUGAUAGAAUCCUUUAACCGCAACGAGAGGCUUAUUGUCCCAACUAUAGAAAAAGAUGGCCAGACAAUCUGGAGAGAUGGAGGGCACCCACACUUCCCUUUCCAUGACCUCUACUAACCGAGGCUGUAAUGCCAGCCCAGCCUCCAAUAGCUCAAGAGCGUGUGGUCCCUUCCUACAACAGGAUGUCUUGCCAAGCAUUUUUGUUAAUGUACUAAUUAAUAUAGAAUAUGAGCAUGCCAUUUUAAUUGUUAACUACCUUACUUAUAUAUGGCCUUGCACAGCAGGUAGUAGUAUUAUUGUAUUGUAUAGAGCAAUCCCUUACUUCAAAUUCUGGAAUUGCCCUGCCAGGUUGCAUUAUUCAAAUAAAAUGACAGGUCAGUGCC
This is a messenger RNA of Acipenser ruthenus (sterlet), 1408 nucleotides long. RefSeq names its product aldo-keto reductase family 1 member A1-A-like. Gene Ontology annotation, molecular function: aldose reductase (NADPH) activity. Gene Ontology annotation, cellular component: cytosol. Bases 165 to 1142 code for a protein of 325 amino acids. The record is from RefSeq and is a predicted model, not a curated record. Gene Ontology annotation, biological process: aldehyde catabolic process. NCBI's taxonomy places the organism in Eukaryota, Metazoa, Chordata, Actinopteri, Acipenseriformes, Acipenseridae. The transcript has 9 exons.